Carassius gibelio (silver crucian carp) is the source of this 2804-nucleotide messenger RNA. RefSeq names its product beta-centractin. Bases 161 to 1291 code for a protein of 376 amino acids. The transcript has 11 exons. The record is from RefSeq and is a predicted model, not a curated record. Lineage: Eukaryota; Metazoa; Chordata; Actinopteri; Cypriniformes; Cyprinidae.
UGGCUCCCUCCACAGUGCGGUUCGGUUGACGUAUCACCGCUCAGCCUGUGGUUAUUCUGCUAAGCAGCGACGGUUAUUUUUGUUUACAUGAACAGAAAAUCAUAAACGGUGCUUCUUGCGAACGAGUUGACCGAAAAACGCACCUAAUCGCAGGCUGAACAUGGAGUCGUAUGAUAUUAUAGCCAACCAGCCGGUUGUGAUUGAUAAUGGGUCUGGAGUUAUUAAAGCUGGCUUUGCUGGAGAUCAGAUCCCUAAAUACUGUUUCCCAAAUUAUGUGGGACGGCCCAAGCAUGUUCGGGUGAUGGCUGGUGCCCUUGAAGGUGAUCUCUUCAUUGGACCCAAAGCUGAGGAGCACAGGGGGCUGCUGUCUGUCCGCUAUCCUAUGGAACACGGUAUUGUGAAAGACUGGAAUGACAUGGAGCGCAUCUGGCAGUACGUGUAUUCGAAGGAACAGCUGCAGACUUUCUCCGAGGAGCAUCCUGUACUGCUGACUGAAGCGCCGCUGAACCCCAGUAAAAACCGUGAGCGGGCGGCUGAGGUUUUCUUCGAGACCUUCAACGUGCCGGCGCUGUUCAUCUCCAUGCAGGCGGUGCUCAGUUUAUACGCUACAGGCCGAACCACAGGUGUGGUCCUGGACGCUGGUGAUGGUGUGACACACGCUGUCCCCAUAUACGAGGGAUUCGCCAUUCCACAUUCCAUCAUGCGCGUGGACAUCGCCGGACGUGACGUCUCCCGAUACCUCCGCCUCCUCCUACGCAAGGAAGGCUACGAUUUCCACACUUCUGCUGAGUUUGAGGUUGUGCGCACCAUCAAGGAGAGAGCCUGCUACCUUUCCCUCAACCCCCAGAAGGAUGAAACUCUAGAAACUGAAAAAGCUCAAUACACACUCCCCGACGGAAGCACUCUAGAUAUCGGUCCAGCGCGGUUCAGGGCUCCAGAGCUUCUCUUCAGGCCUGAUCUGAUUGGAGACGAGAGCGAGGGAAUUCAUGAGGUGCUGGCUUUCGCCAUUCAGAAGUCAGACAUGGAUCUGCGUCGCACGCUCUUCUCUAACAUAGUAUUGUCUGGUGGCUCCACGCUCCUCAAAGGUUUUGGAGACCGGUUGUUAAGCGAAGUGAAGAAACUUGCACCCAAAGACGUUAAAAUUAAGAUAUCUGCACCACAGGAGAGACUUUAUUCAACAUGGAUAGGGGGAUCUAUCCUGGCUUCACUCGACACCUUUAAGAAGAUGUGGGUCUCCAAGAAGGAAUAUGAGGAAGAUCGCGCCCGUGCCAUCCACCGGAAGACAUUUUAAUGGGGUUUAAGGCCACUGGCCUCCCUCAUCUCUGCGGUUUCACAUCCCUCUCCUCUCUCGCUUGGCCUCCCUCUAUUACCCUCCCUCCCCACCCGUCCCGACAGCGAACCUGCCGGGCCUCCCAUCCGCAGCUAAGGCAUGCCUUCCGUGUCCCCUGCCCAGCUCUCAUUCGGGACACCCGACGAAUGGCACUGGGGCAGGAUACCACCGGGUUCUGCACCCAACAAACACCAACAAAAAGGCUUUUCAGGGCAUCAGUCAAUACUGUUAACUAUUGUUUCAUUCAAAGCCAAUGCUUCAAUUUAGCGCUUUAGAUAUUUAUUACACUAUUUACCCUGCCCUGUAUGAUAUUGUCAUAUCUAUUCUAAUGAAACAUGAAGGUGAAUGUUUUACUCUGUUGUAAGAAUUUCAUUCCAGAACCGAAGAGAUCGAUCAUUUUCUUUAAAUGUCGCAAUUGUCAGCAUAGUAUUUUUAUUCCUAUUUGUUAAUGACGAGCGUAUACAAUAGAAAAAGGCAUCGCUCACCACUACAACAAUUCACUUUAAUGGACACUACUGUGUUUCCUGUCUGUGUCCCUUCCCUUGACUCCCGUCUCGAAGCUGAAACCACUCUAUAGCUCAAGGGAACUAAAUAAUGUAUACUGAAAUACGAAGUACACGGUAGGUAGCUAGAUUUAUCGCUGCUUGACACGUCGACAAGUGUUCUUAUUAGUAUACAGCACAUUUUAACAUGGAAUCAUCGGUUUAUGAAAAGGGCCGGCUUUUAAGAAACACUUUCUAGUUGUUUACUGUCUUUUUUGCUCUUAGAAUUAAUGUUUGUCAGCUUUAAGUUGUAAAGCAUAAUUGUUACCGCACAAAAAUUGACUUGAUGCGAACAUCAGCCCUUUCGAGUCAUGUUCUUCCUCUGAACAUUUCCCAUGAUCCUCAUAUUGUUAACUCGAGAACCAGAGCUGUUGACUGAAGCUUUAGUGAAGUCAUCCAGUGAUUUUUACGUUGCCAUGAGACGUCUCAUCAUUGUGGCACGAUCUCGAUGUAAAUUCAGACUCUCCCCAAAUUCCAGAUUAGUGCAUGAACUCAACAGAACGACUGAGAUUGUGUGUUAUUUCAUUGUAAAUCACAUCGAUGUGGAUAUCGAAGGCAGAGGGUGGCCGAAUGGAUUUAGAAGCUCUUCUGGCACUAGUAUUUCUGUAGUGUUUGUUGAAAGAGAGCUGCUCUCUAAUGGGAUGAUGGGGUAACAGGGUUGCGUUUAAGUCCAGUUUGUCCAACCUAAGAAUCGCCUUACUCCAGUGUCUUCAUUGGAAGGUCAGAGCAUCUCGGUUGCUUUUCUUUUGAUAGAGAUAGAAAUAUCAUCAUAAGCCUUGUGCAUAGUGGAUUGCUAUUCAAACUGUUAAAAAACAAAACAAAAAAAUAAACGAAAAAGGACUCAAAUGUACAAACCUGUUUCUUCAAUUGUUGCUUUUUCAUUUAAUUUUGUAAAUUCAGUAUGAUAAAUAAAUUAAUGCUGUCUGAAAUAA